AUGGAUGUGGCAGGCGCAAGUGCUCAAAGGAGCAUCCUCGACUUACCAGGAUCCCUCGGGGUUGAAGUGGAAGAUGUUGUCCCCUUUGGCGACGAGCACACAAACACAGCAAAUACAGGUACCGGGAUCCUCCUCGUGGCUAAAAUAUGUGACGCCCUGAUGAACUGGGGUGGCUACAGCGACGAGGAUGUUCGCAAAGUCGCCAGCCUCGUCGCGAGGAACUUGAUCACCUGGGACUCAUCACACGUCAAGAUCGAGCCUGAUAUCAGUAUCGACGAGCACAGCAAGACGGUCGCCUCGGUGCUCAAAGCGCUCCUUGACCCUGCUACCCCGCGAUCGAGGCAUGUCCACAUAAACUCCAAUGAGCCAGUGCUGCUAGUCAAUUUCGAUCAACCUCUCCGGCCCAAGGACAGAGACCGGGUCAACGACGUGAUCGAUAUGACGGUCGAGCAGCUGCAACAGCAGUGGAAUAUCUGGCCCGUUCGGGUUUAUGGCCGUGUUGGCGCGGUCAUACCUGCAAAACUAAGUGACACUGCUAGCUAUGGAGCUAUGCGUGGCAGUGGCUUUUCCAUAACACUGCUGAAUGUCGUGAACACAGACAUUGGUGGCCCGAGCAUGCCCCAACUACUCGAUGCCUCAUGCGAUGCUCCUGAAUGGACGAGGUAUGUGAGGCGGCAGGUGUGGAGGGGACGGGACCUUGUGAGUCGGGAGUCGGGCGAGGGAAACUGGAGUCAGCCUGACGAUAUUGCUGCCGAUAGCGAAAAUGUGUCUGAGCGAUCGUUUAGGAGCGAAAACGAUGACGACGAUGACCAGUCUGUGGGCUCUGAUGCUCUCAACUUGGCGCUUCCCAGGAGUCCUGAGGGGCCUAACCCUGUGAACUGGGAGGAUGAAGCGGCUGAAGAGCACGAAGAGCUAGAUCCGGAGACCUCUACUCAUGAAGAGCCUCAACAGUCCGCCCAUCUCGAGGAGAAUUCGGCCAAAGGCGAUAUUGAUGAGGACGAAAAUGAUGUGCACGCCGCUCGAGCCACGGCUCAGGAUGAACCGCCGUCGCAGGAAGUCGAGGCCCCUGAGAGACAUAUCAGGCAUCCGACGUGGGAGCGCCACGACGACAGCACAUCCCUGAUCGACCUCAUUAGAUCGCAGGUAUCGAUGAUUGCGCCAUUCGGGACGGAAGACGCAGGACACGGUGUCGGGGAUAUCGAGGGUGAAGUGGCCAAGUCGAGAUCAGAGGGGGCCGAGUCACCGUCUACCGCUGACGACGAGUUUAUCGUCGUUUGA
Messenger RNA from Fonsecaea multimorphosa CBS 102226, 1278 nucleotides. RefSeq lists its product as uncharacterized. Bases 1 to 1278 code for a protein of 425 amino acids. Gene Ontology annotation, biological process: glycerol metabolic process. Lineage: Eukaryota; Fungi; Ascomycota; Eurotiomycetes; Chaetothyriales; Herpotrichiellaceae. The transcript has a single exon. Gene Ontology annotation, molecular function: glycerone kinase activity. The record is from RefSeq and is a predicted model, not a curated record.